AUGCAGGUCGUUGGGUUACGGUGGGCAAGGGCGACGUUCGAUCAGUAAUCUUGCUCCUUCUCGGCACGCAUUGUUCACGGUGGGCAGCUUGAUUGCUUGGAUAGCUUUAGAAUUGUUGCUUAUUCAUCCUCCAUCGAUACUGGGAAACUGCUUUUUCUAUCAGUGUUUGCUCUGACGGCAGUGAAAUCAUUGAAGCUUUUGCUCUGA
Molecule: messenger RNA, 207 nt
Organism: Haemonchus placei
Lineage: Eukaryota; Metazoa; Nematoda; Chromadorea; Rhabditida; Trichostrongylidae
Source: the annotation of a GenBank genome assembly